UACUUUAAAGCGGGGACGAAAGAUCAAGCAAAGAGAACAAAAUAUGUUCGGAAGAGACGAGGAGCAAUAGCGCAGGAAUAGGAACAAUAAGCCUACACUAGCAUAGUGAAUAAACGAUGACAUUCUUCAUAGAUGACUAAGAUGGAUUUGGAGACACGGAUAGCGCUAAACCUGAAGAGGAAUGUUAUAUGAGAGCCAUCACGCGGAGUCCUCCUUCCAGAGUAUAUAUCCCCACUUCCUGACAAGCGAUAUGGGUUAUAUUUGGGAUUCUUCAAGGUCCAUUCUAUUCUUAUACCGACAUGGCAACCCAGGACGGCUUCUACCUCGAGAACGACAGUGGCAUUCUCCAUCGUGGUCUCAAAUGUGCUGGUGUUAUCACACCUCCGCAAAAUGUCACCGAUCAACAAUCCACGUUCGACGUGAUAGUAGUGGGCGCUGGGUACACAGGCCUGACAGCCGGUAGAGACCUGUGUAUAUCCGGGUUCAAGGUGCUCCUCCUCGAAGCGCGAGACAGAAUCGGGGGGCGGACUUAUACCGUGGAUGUUGGCGGCCACUUGUAUGAGAUGGGGGGCACCUGGGUGCAUUGGAACCAACCCCAUGUAUACCGCGAGAUGUCUCGAUAUCGCCAGGCGUCGCUAUCCACUAGCCAUAUUGAAAGCGGCGCGGGUCUCAAUUACCAUUCUACGGUUCUCGAGGGCAAGGCUGGCAAAAUGGACCCUGAAACGGCGCACAAAUUGGCUGAAAAAGCGUUUAGAAUGCUUUGCGAUGUCGAUGGAAAGCUGGGUCGGCGAGUUAUCCCAUAUCCACACGAUCCACACUAUUCCCCAGAGGCCAAACAAUGGGAGACCAUGUCCGUUGCGCAGCGGCUCGAGCAGAUCAGAGCAGACCUGACAGGCGAAGAGGUCUCCUUGCUGAAAUCGAGCCUGUCUUCGAUCUGCGGAGCCGAUAUGGAUAACGCCGGCUUCUUCGAUGUUCUCCGGUGGUGGGCUCUAGGCGGAUACUCAAUGGACGGAGUAUACGAGACCGGAGACCAAUUCAAGAUUGCAGCCGGACAGUCCAGCUUCGCCAGGUGUUUCUUUGACGAGGCACUGAGGACGAGGAAUCUCACCUACGCGUUCAAAACCACCAUCACAUCGAUUCAAGACCUGAAGAACCGCGUCGUCGUCAAUGGCAAAUGGACUGCCGGAAGAGUCAUCUGCACUGUCCCGCUAAACGUGCUGCACAAAGUCAACUUCGAGCCAGCUCUCAGCCCAAACAAGACGGCAGUCGCCAAUAUCAACCAGGGUGCAAAGUUCCACCUUGAAGUGUCUGGUCCUGCGCUCCGAUCGUGGUCCGGUGCAGCCUGGCCCGUUAAAAGACAAUGCCAUGGAGCUGGAGAUGGCUUGACUCCGGAUGGCAAUACGCAUCUUGUGUUCUUUGGAUCUAACCAGGAUUUCAGCUCUCCUGAGCUAGAUGGUCGUGAUUUCGUUGCUGAUUGUAAAGAUCUCCAUGAAAUGGAUGUCAAGAAGACGAUAUGGCACAAUUGGAGCAAGGAUCCGUUUGCAGAGGGGGCAUGGUGUAUGUUCGCCCCUGACUCUAGCUUUAAACACCUUGAGGCACUCCAGCAGCGAGCUGGCAACGUUCUUUUCGCAAAUUCAGACUGGGCAGUCGGCUGGCGAGGCUUUAUUGAUGGCGCAAUUGAGCGAGGCGCACUGGCUGCUUAUGAUGUCUCUUUUGAUCUUCGUGCGUCGAAUAUCGAAUCUAAAAUCUGAUCGGCUGUCAC
Aspergillus versicolor CBS 583.65 is the source of this 1762-nucleotide messenger RNA. RefSeq names its product flavin monoamine oxidase family protein. Lineage: Eukaryota; Fungi; Ascomycota; Eurotiomycetes; Eurotiales; Aspergillaceae. Gene Ontology annotation, molecular function: oxidoreductase activity. The coding region runs from base 300 to 1751 and encodes 483 amino acids. The record is from RefSeq and is a predicted model, not a curated record. The transcript has 3 exons.